UUAACGCUUUGUAUGCGUUCGAAAUCGUUGAGCGCCUAAAGAGGUGGUGGUGGUUGUUGUGGUGGUAGUGUUGGUGGAGGCAGCGGCGGCGGCGGCGGCAGUGUGCGACGACGUUUCAUUGGUCCCGAUUAUUGUCGACGCCUACGUUUCGGCAGCACCGUCGGUCCGAGGCCAUCGAAGAACAGCGCUCGCCGUCAGCAGAUCAGUCGUUUCCUACUCGUCGUUACGGUACCUUGCCUGUAGACGUCACUCGGUGAAUUUAAGUUUUUUAACGAUCACGAUCCCAUCUCGCUCCUUAAAUACUAACCAUGCCUAGUUUAUAUCGUCACCUCCCGGAAGAACAAGUCGAAACUGUCGAACGAGAAGAAGUACAAACGGAUGAGAACCGAAGCGACGAUGAAGAAGAAUCAAUGAACAGCGAUACGAGCAGUGAAGCGUCAUCGAUGCUUAAUGACCCGACCAUUCAACCAUGGGUUCCGGUGGUGAGCUCGAGCGACGAGUCUGACGAAUUCUGGACACCGCCGUCAACCAGGAGAGACGACGACGACGAUUUUGAAGAGGUCAUUACCACCGAAAGGCGAUAUCUACGACCACAAUUGGCCAGGAGAUCCAGGGCCAGACGUCCUGGGGCAAUGUACGCGAGGCGCGGACGAUACCGUCAACCUGUAGCUGAACAAGAAUUGUACGAACUUACACCGUUCGAGCGUGGGAUCACCUUUAACGGAUAUGCACGGAAUUUACAGCCGGAAGCCAUUCUUAGCCAUGUGCUCAGAGGUAUUCCAGAGGAAAUUUUUUACCUGGUAAAAUGGAGGGGUAUGCAGGAGCCUCGCCUAAUUGAGGCAUCGGUCCUGCGUGCCUACAACAUCGACAUGGUAGUGGACUACUUUGAAUCUAAUGUUAAAAGAAAUUUUUUUACAUUGUUUUAUGAGGUUAGUAUAUUUUAAUAAUAACAAUUCUCUCAAUAUAUACAACACAACCAUGUUGUUGAAAUUAAAUUUCAUUACGAGGGUGGGCACAACAAUUUAUUAUUUUAUUGUCAUGAAAUAACUCACGUUGAGCAAUCGGCUAGAUAUUAAAUUAAUAAUAAUUUUCGUUUAUGAAAUUAUCCACACGACUAAUUAGGUUCAGUUAUUUCCCCAUUCUUAUAUGUUAUAAUAAUAUCACGAUUAUUAAUUUGUCGUUUAUGUUUUUUUUUGUUUUAGGACCUCCAGCAAGAUUAAUGCGAGUGUCAAUGAUUUUUUUUAUGUUAAUUUAAAUGUAUUAUUAUCCUUAAAUGUUUUUUUUUGUUUUUUUUUG
Molecule: messenger RNA, 1296 nt
Organism: Acyrthosiphon pisum (pea aphid)
Lineage: Eukaryota; Metazoa; Arthropoda; Insecta; Hemiptera; Aphididae
Exons: 2
Coding region: 309-944 (211 amino acids)
Source: RefSeq, a predicted model, not a curated record